AUGGGAGAAUAUGUAGCAAAGAGUCAAGAGCUGAUGAAGUACUGGCCUCACUACCAACAUGGGGAUGGUGAGGAGGACUUGUGUGCACAGUUUGAGCACGGGCUAAGGCCGGACAUUCGAGCUGCAAUUAGUGUGUUCCAGCUGAUAGACCUGUCCACUCUGGUGAGUAAGAGUAGAAUCUUUGAAGCUAACUCAAAGGGGAAAACAGUGCACACUAGGGGAGCCGGGCCAGUGAGACAGGAUAGAAGAUCUCCUAGAUUCUCUAAAGGGCCGUAUUUGGGUUCUAGUCAUUCAUAUUCCAGAGGGACUUCAUCUCAGGAGAGGAGCAAUGGUACUGGUUCUGGCUCUGGUUCAGGAACGGGCUCUUUCAGAGGACCACUCAAAUGCUUCAGGUGUGGAGGACCACACAUGGUGAAGGACUGGCCACAGCCACAGACUACUUGUAAUAAUUGUGGGAAGUCGGGGCACACUGCCAAUGUGUGUUGGGUUGCUAAGAGGAGUGGCAGUUCAAGUACAACUCAGAGACCAGAAUCGAGAGGGAGCACAGGGCCGAGUAUGGGGCCAAAGCCGAGCAUUAUGGGUAGAGUUUUUGCCAUAAGUGGAGCAGAGGCUUCGUAG
Molecule: messenger RNA, 618 nt
Organism: Abrus precatorius (Indian licorice)
Lineage: Eukaryota; Viridiplantae; Streptophyta; Magnoliopsida; Fabales; Fabaceae
Exons: 1
Coding region: 1-618 (205 amino acids)
Molecular function (GO): zinc ion binding; nucleic acid binding
Source: RefSeq, a predicted model, not a curated record